This is a messenger RNA of Saccostrea echinata, 1110 nucleotides long. RefSeq lists its product as uncharacterized. The transcript has 3 exons. The coding region runs from base 1 to 1110 and encodes 369 amino acids. NCBI's taxonomy places the organism in Eukaryota, Metazoa, Mollusca, Bivalvia, Ostreida, Ostreidae. The record is from RefSeq and is a predicted model, not a curated record. Gene Ontology annotation, molecular function: protein binding.
AUGGACGAUAAUGGUUGGGAAUCUGCCGUUGAAAGUCGUUUAGAUUUUCUCCAGCGUGAAAAUCGGGAACUGAAAGCUGCUAUGAAAGACCUUCUUCGUGAAAACGAAAACAUGAAGAGUGAAUUUGAAACCAUGAAGAACAUUUUAAGGAAACAUGUCCAAGACACCGAUGAUAAACUGAAGAAGCAAUCUAAAGGGGAAGAGAUAGUGGAUUCUGUUGAAGACAAUUUUAGAUCUGACUUAGGAAGAAAUGAACAAAGAGUUGCAAGAAUAGUUCCCCCUUCAUCAUCAUCAUCAGUGUCUUCCAUCGCAUUCUACAGCUACCUGUCUAAAAAUAGCGGACCAAUAACAGCUCACCAUACAAUGGUCUACGACAAUCUUCAUAUCAACAGAGGAAACGGCUACAACAAAUAUGAUGGCAUCUUCAUCGCACCUGUUUCUGGGGUUUAUGUUUUUCAUUUUUCAGUUUGCAUUGGCGGGAGUGCAUAUGCUAGUUUUGAAAUUCUUGUAAAUGGAGAAGUAAUAGGGGCUGUUAAUGAAGAAAGUCAUGCUGGCAUGGGUUAUCGCGAAGGGAGUAAUUUGGUGGUUACAUUUGCUAAUUCUGGGGACCACGUCUUCAUAAGAACACAGAAAGGGACAACAGGAUACUUGUUUAGCAAUGACAUAUUACCUCCAGACACAUAUCCUGCCCCUGCCGUGGCUUUCUACGCCUACCUCUCCACAAACUCAGCUCCAAAUCUCUCUGUCCACCAUCUCAUUGUCUAUGACGUCAUUCAUAUCAACAGAGGAAAUGGUUAUAACAAAGGAGAUGGGAUUUUCAUCGCACCUGUUACUGGAGUAUAUGCCUUCCACUUCUCCGUGUGUAUAGCCAAAGGCGGGGGAUUCUCAUGGGUCCCUCUUCAACUUACUUUGAAUGGAAAUGUGUUAGGGGCAACUUUUGAAGAGGGUCUUGAUUCGAAUGUCGGUAACCAUUGUAGCAGUGGAUUAGCAAUAUCUGACGUAAAUGUUGGCGACCAUGUUUUUGUCAGAACUCAACAAACGACAAGUGGUGCAAUUCAUAGUAGCCCGGUUGGAAGGACCUCUUUUUCUGGUUGGCUUCUUUACAGAUAA